AUGUCUAACCUAGGCCCCCAACUACAAAAUCAGGCUAUCCCCUCAAGUACUCCAUCUCUCACCUUCGUGUGUCACGUCGCCCGCCUCUUCGCGUCCCGCGACGCCGACGCCACACUCGUCCUCACGCGUGCCAACGCCGCAAGGCUCGGUGGCCCCGUCGCCGGCACGGCCGCCACGGGCUUCCGCGUCCGUAUCAUCACGCUCACGUUCCCACAGAGGCCGCUGGGCUUACAGGUGGCCACGAGAGCGCCGACGGCCUUCCCAACUGGGCCUUUCGCCAUCGUUGUUGACCUUCUCGCGCCUCUCUUCGCUGAUCUCCUGCGUCGCCAGCCUGCCAACGCCGUCGUGUUCGACAGCAUCCUCCCGUGGGCAGCCACUGCCGCCUCGGAGCUUGGCAUCCGGCGGUACGCGUUCAUCGGCACGGGGAGCUUCGCGCUCUCGGUGCAGCGUGCUCAGCUGCUCCACAACCCACAGAAUGGCGUCGCGUCCGACACAGAGUCGUUCCUCGUUCCUGGCCUCCCUAACGCCGUGCGGCUCACCAGGUUGAGGCUCGCCGAGGCGAUGCUCCCGAGGCGGACUCGCGUGAAUUCUUGA
Messenger RNA from Sorghum bicolor (sorghum), 594 nucleotides. RefSeq names its product UDP-glucose flavonoid 3-O-glucosyltransferase 7-like. The transcript has 2 exons. NCBI's taxonomy places the organism in Eukaryota, Viridiplantae, Streptophyta, Magnoliopsida, Poales, Poaceae. The coding region runs from base 1 to 594 and encodes 197 amino acids. The record is from RefSeq and is a predicted model, not a curated record.